Closterium sp. NIES-67 is the source of this 6588-nucleotide messenger RNA. The record is from the annotation of a GenBank genome assembly. NCBI's taxonomy places the organism in Eukaryota, Viridiplantae, Streptophyta, Zygnematophyceae, Desmidiales, Closteriaceae.
AAUGUGUUUUGUGUUAUUCUGUCUGAGCAGGUAUUUGUGAUGAUAUAUCUUGAGAAGAUCUUUCCGACGCAACAAGAAUCGCUUCAAUCGGAGCAAGAACGCGAAAGCUAUGAAGAUUCAAAGUUCAUGAGCUUGCGUUACAAUUGCGGCGGUUACAAAGUGAAGUUGUGGGGUGACUCUAUAUGGAGUUGGGACCUUUGGGGGUUGGGGAAAUUUGUCACUCUACUGUAACAGCUGCAAAUUGGUUGGGAACAACCAAGCUAGGUUGGCAAGGGUGGCCAACUUGGAUGGAUUGGUUGGGAAGGGACAAAUGUCAAAAUUGGGGUUCCUAUAGGGAGGGAAUCUUUGUGCUUAUGGGGUUUCCUUGGUUGGGGACUCUCUUGGGACCUUCCCUCUCGUCCCUCUCUUUCUAUCCCAACCUUUUCUCUUGCUCCUCUAAUUCCUUGUGAGAUUCUUGAAUUUUGAUUGAACUUUUGAGAUUGAGUUAAGUUCUCCUCCUACAGCUUACCCCUCAGUGCGUCGAAAGACAUAGCGUCGCGAAUACUUCAUCAAUCGACGUGAUUCAAAUUGAGAACGGUAGCUAAGAUUGCGAGCUACAACAUAUCCGAGUUUUGCGACAUUCCAACGGCUAGGUUUUCGUCGACGUCGUUUCUUGUGAAGACGACUUUUCUGUCCAGAAUUUCGGAUAUAUAUUUUGAGUAAUUCUAGCUCCUAAGUUCACGUAGACUCCGUCCUUAAUCCUAACAAGUGGUAUCAGAGCCAUAUUGAGGACAUUGAGAAGAGUCUACAGAAGUGUGAAGACCCUUCUAGACCCACCAUGGCCUGUGGGCGUGCCUAAGUGGUGUUCUAAAGGUUGGAUGUGACUUCCGCUAAGGGGAAACUCUGCCGAAAUUUCGUGGACGCCGACACUUGUGAAAAUAUCGAGGGAGCUGAGUCUGGACAGCAAAGGGGGAGCUGAAAUUCGUCAUUUCUCAAGGAGAAGAUGAAUGAGAGAGGAGGAGAUGCUAAUGGAAGAGGAGCUGUACCUGAGAAGCCAAGUGAGCCGCCGCCAUCAAAAGUUGAAGCUUUGGAUGGCUCCAACUAUGAGGAAUGGAGCGGACGGAUGAGGAGUGCCUUCAAACGCUACAAGCUACUGAAGAUUGCUGUUGGGGAAGAGAAGAUGCCGGAAGAAGGCGAAGCACGCGAACGGUGGAUUGAGAAAAGCGUGGUGCUUUUCGACCUCAUGCUUCAAUCGGUCAACAAGGAGAUGUUCGAGCACAUCAAGGAUCUUGUGGAAGCGGAUGAUUCGGGUCCAAGGGCGUGGAAACUACUACGCGAUGUGAUUCAGCCCAACACUCUCCCGAUGGUGAUCGUGCUCAAGAAGGAACUUGCUGCCAUCUCCAUGCGACCAGGGGACGAUGUGAAGCCGGUCCUUGACAAGAUCAAGGACACCUAUGCAAGGAUGGCAGCAGCGGGAAGCAGUGUAUCUCAGCUGCAGCAGUGCACCAAGAUCAUCUCGGUGUUGGACAACUCUUGGGACAACCUCAUCCCCACCCUCAACUCUCAGCAAGAUCAAUGGACACCUGAGUGGCUAAGGCAGCAGAUUCUGCAGGAGGACUUCCGCAGACGCCAUGUGGGAGGCGGUGCUGCCACUAAGACUGCUGAGGGGUAUGGAGCUGCAGGGCGCGGCAGAGGAAGAGGGGGUUGGAGAGGCCGAGGCCGUGGGAGGAGCUUUGGCAGAGGUAGAGGCCGAGGUGACUAUAAUGAGGGGCAUGGGAGCUCUGGUGGCAGGGGGAGUACCAGAAUGGAGGGCACCUGCUGGUACUGCAAGAAGGUCGGGCAUCCUUGGUUCAAGUGCUUCAGCAGGCCGGAGGGAUGGGCACCUCCAGGCAUGAAGCCGCCCAGUGGUGAACGCGCACAAGGUGGCGCUGUGCAAGGCUCAGGUGCACAAGGUGAAGGUGCACAAGGUAAUGCCUAUCCUGGUUUGUUUCUUAUGGUUGAGGAUGUGCAUGGGCAUGAGGGUGAUGUUGGAUCAGUGGGAAAGGUUGUGAUGCACCCUCUCACACACUGGGUGAUUGAUUCGGGUUGCACCAGUCACAUGACCCCACGGGCAGAUUUGCUUGAUGAGGUAAAACCCCCUGGGAAGAUCAAGUAUGUGGCAGCAGCGUCAGGUGCUUUGCUCCCCGUGAUUGGUGUUGGGAAUGCCAAGGUUAAGGGAGCUAAUGGGGAGCUUGUGGGGCUUGGGAAUGUUCUGUUGGUUGAAGGUUUGUCUGCUAACCUUCUCUCUGUGCGGCGACUGCAAAAGAGCAAGGCCGAGGUGACCUUUGGACCAACCAGCUGCCGUGCUAAGCUUGGGAAGAAGGUGCUGUGGAGUCUGGAAGAGGAGACCAGCUGCAUCAAGGACCUAUGGCAGCUGCCCAUCAUCCCUUGGAAUGGGAAGACUCCAACAAGAGCAACGGUAGCAACGGCAAAGGCAACAGCAGGAGGAGAUGCAACUGCACCAACUGAUGGGGUCCUGGAAGCAGUCAAGAAAGUGCAGCAGCAGCAGACACAUGGUGAGGUGCUUGCUGGUGUGGAUGCGAGUGCGGCAUGGGCUAAGGCUUCAUCAAGGAGUGGUGAGGCCGAUUGGGAGACAUGGCAUGAGAGGCUGUGUCAUGUAAACUUCCCUAUGCUGCAGAAGUUGGUGAAGGAUGGGAGCCUGAAAGGCUUGGAGGUGAAAGGGGGAGUGAAGGAGAUUGGGAGCUGCCCUACAUGCUUGGAGACCAAGUUCUCCAAAUUCCUCUUCAACAGCACUACAGGACCAGCCAAGACCCCACUUGCACUUGUGCACAUGGAUGUGGUGGGGCCCACAAGAGCCCCUUCCCUCUCAGGCAGCCGCUAUUUCUUGACAAUUGUGGAUGACCACACUCGGGCAGUGUGGGUUUACCCUUUGAAGAGCAAGGGGGAGGUGGCAGCGGCUGUCCUUAAGGAGUGGAUGCCUAGAGCUCAGAGGGAAUGCGGACACAAGGUGAAGGUGAUCCGCAGUGAUAAUGGUGGGGAGUUCAUUGGAGCUGAUUUUGAGGGGGAGUUGAAGAGGAAGGGGAUCCAACAUCAACUGACAGUGCCCUACAACCCGCAGCAGAAUGGCGUGGCUGAGAGGUUCAACAGGACUCUGCAGGAGGGGGCACGCACUCUCCUUGGGCGUGCAGGGCUGCCUGAUCCGUUUUGGGUGUCUGCACUAAGGCAGGUCGCCCUUGUGAAGAACAGGGUGCUGGCUACAGUUGGGGAUAAGGAGUGGAUCCCAUAUGUCAAGUGGUAUGGGAGUGCUCCAGUUGUGAACAUGCUGAGGGCAUUUGGGUGCAUGGUGGUGUUUCAUGUGCCUAAGGAGAAAAGGGGGAAGUUGGAGGCUUCUGGAAGAUGGGGUGUGCACUUGGGGAUUGCAAAGGAUCACAAAGCAUGGUUGCUAUGGGACUUGACCACCCAGAAGUUGACAGUGUCAAGGGAUGUGAAGUUUCUUGAGUCCCUGUACUACAAGGAAUGGAAGCAGCAGCAACAGAAGCUUCCAUCUACACCGCUCAUUGUGGAGGCAGAUGAGGUGCAGCAGCCUUCAAGACAGGUGGAGGUUGCAGUGUCAGAGGAGGAGAUGUCUGGGGUGACUGAGGAAGGGGGAGCAGCUGAAGUAGAGCAGCAGCAGCAGCAGCACCAGCAGCAUGAGUCUCCACCUCGAGUUCCACACCCGCCUGAGCGUCCUAGGAGGGAUGUGCGCCCUCCAGUGAGGCUGACCUAUGGGGGAAGAGGCAAGCCGAAUGUGGUGCAGGCUGGGAGUGUGGUUGAGCAGAUUGAGGAAGAUGAGAUUGCAUUAUGCUAUUGGGCUGCAAUUCCUCAGCCCAAGGUACUGACGCUAGCUUCAACUCAGUGAAAGCGGAUGGCACCAGCAUUGGGGGUUAUGUGUGCUUGCUAGGAGGUGGUGCUGUGAGCUGGCGCAGCAAGAAGCAGAAUGAGGUGGGAUUGUCCUCAUGUGAGACUGAGUACAUGGCCUUACACCAUGGGGCCAAGGAAGUUGUGUGGCUGAGGCGUUUGUUGGAGGAGUUGGGAGUUGGUCAGGAGGAGCCGACAGUUGUGUUCUGUGACAAUGAGUCUGCUGUGAAGCUCGCCAAGAAUGCUUGUCUGCAUGGGCUGAGAAAACACAUAAGGCAUAAGUGGCAUUGGGUGAGGAGACUCCUUGAUAAGGAGGUGCGGCUGGAGAUAGUGAAGACCCAUCAGCAGGCAGCAGAUAUUUUCACCAAGCGUCUGGCGGAGGCGGAUCAUUGGAAGGGCAUGAAGCUUGCUGGGAUGAGUGUGCAUUGAGUAUGCAUGCUUGAGAUGUUGGUAUGGUGGAUGAUGGUUGGCAACCAGAGGGGGAGAUUGUUGUGUGAUGUCAUCAUAUGCUAUCACAUUCUGUCUGCCUCUCAUCUCUUGUUUCAAUUCGUAUGUAUGGUUUGACUGUGUGUGAAAGAAUUUGUGUGUGGUGUGUUCUGGAGUUUGGGAAUGUGUUUUGUGUUAUUCUGUCUGAGCAGGUAUUUGUGAUGAUAUAUCUUGAGAAGAUCUUUCCGACGCAACAAGAAUCGCUUCAAUCGGAGCAAGAACGCGAAAGCUAUGAAGAUUCAAAGUUCAUGAGCUUGCGUUACAAUUGCGGCGGUUACAAAGUGAAGUUGUGGGGUGACUCUAUAUGGAGUUGGGACCUUUGGGGGUUGGGGAAAUUUGUCACUCUACUGUAACAGCUGCAAAUUGGUUGGGAACAACCAAGCUAGGUUGGCAAGGGUGGCCAACUUGGAUGGAUUGGUUGGGAAGGGACAAAUGUCAAAAUUGGGGUUCCUAUAGGGAGGGAAUCUUUGUGCUUAUGGGGUUUCCUUGGUUGGGGACUCUCUUGGGACCUUCCCUCUCGUCCCUCUCUUUCUAUCCCAACCUUUUCUCUUGCUCCUCUAAUUCCUUGUGAGAUUCUUGAAUUUUGAUUGAACUUUUGAGAUUGAGUUAAGUUCUCCUCCUACAGCUUACCCCUCAGUGCGUCGAAAGACAUAGCGUCGCGAAUACUUCAUCAAUCGACGUGAUUCAAAUUGAGAACGGUAGCUAAGAUUGCGAGCUACAACAUAUCCGAGUUUCGCGACAUUCCAACGGCUAGUUUUUUGUCGACGUCGUUUCUUGUGAAGACGACUUUUCUGUCCAGAAUUUCGGAUAUAUAUUUUGAGUAAUUCUAGCUCCUAAGUUCACGUAGACUCCGUCCUUAAUCCUAACAGCCUGCACAUCCCUUCGUUCUCCUGGAACCUAGCUGGUGUCAACUGUCUUAGGACCUCGGCAUCACCACUACGUUCCCUGGUUACGAGCGGUACACUGUCUGUACCGAGGCCACCUCAGGUUCCCCCCUUGCGACGUUCCCCCGGGACCCAUCUCUGGCUUGUUUAUGCUGGACACUGCUUUCCCCCCGUUUGGGGCAUCCUGCGUGAGCCCUGCGUCUACACAGGUCGCCGCUGCUUGUUCGUGUCAAUUGCUCACUCACCCAUUGUUGUUGUGGCACCACCGCCUAGGACACCUCGCACUCCCGCGUCUGCGUCACAUGUCCCAGCACGAUCUCGUCCUAGGUCUCCCUUCGUCGCAUCCUGCCCUCCCUCCCUGCCCUACGCUGCCGUGCACGCCACCCUGCACCUGGACGUGUGGGGCCCAGCCUCCGUCCCUGGACCGCGUAGCGAGCGCUACAUUCUAGUGCUCAUUGACGACUACUCGCGCUACACCACGGUUUCUUCCUUGGAGCGGAAGGCUGACAUGCCUGACGUUCUUAUCCCAUGGGUCAUAGCUGCGCGCCUCCACCGCGGUCUCCCUGUGCAAUGUCUCCACUCCGACCGUAGCGGCGAGUUUGCCUCUGGUCGGCUUGGACAGGUGUGUCGUGCGGAGGGCAUCACCCAAUCGUACACCCUAGCACACAGAUGCUUCUUGGGCAGACGACGCUGGGACCCUCAGGUCUUUCCAGGGCUACUGCUUUAGCCUUGGUUCGGGUGCCAUCUCGUGGAGGUCCACUCGUUCCUCGUCUGUUGCCCAUUCUAGCUGUGAGGUUGAGAUCUACGCCGGUGCCAUGGCGGCACAGGAGCUCCGCUCGCUGACCUUCUUGCUCACUGACUUAGGUGAGCGGCCUAGCUCUGCCCUGGUUCUGUACGCUGACAACAGGGUCAUGAUCCUCCUGUGUCAGGAGCCUCGACUUGUGGGCAGAGCAAAGCACAUCCAGCUGCGGUACUUCCUCCUGCGCGAGCUGCAGCAGCGUCGCCAGGCCCGCGUAGUACACUUGGCCUCCGGUGCCAACACAACUGAUGUCUUUAUACAGGCACUUGCACCUAAAGAUCAUCAGCGGCAUUGUUUGCAGCUUGGUCUAGUUCCUGUAGAUUCUCACUUGCUAGGACCUUGAUUGUGUACUACUCUUUAUAUAUACCUUCCAGACUGGCCUUGUGGCUUCUCUUCCAGUGGCCGGACUAGUAGUGCCGCCCUGGUUUGCUCUUGUCUUGUUUGUACUCUUGCUGACUGGUCUUCGAGCCCCUGCCUCAGAGGUUGGACUAGUAGUGCCACUCUGAGCUGCAUGUUUCUUGCUCAGCACUGCCCCUUAUCUAG